Messenger RNA from Ruditapes philippinarum (Manila clam), 2790 nucleotides. RefSeq lists its product as uncharacterized. Gene Ontology annotation, molecular function: protein binding. The transcript has 5 exons. Bases 141 to 1742 code for a protein of 533 amino acids. The record is from RefSeq and is a predicted model, not a curated record. Lineage: Eukaryota; Metazoa; Mollusca; Bivalvia; Venerida; Veneridae.
AAAACAAACUGUGACAUUCAGGUAUAGAUUCAUUGGUUAACCGAUACCUGAGUAACCAAUGGAUGAGCUGAUGGAUUCUCUCUUUUUGAAGUUGACAAGGCUGCGAGAUCACAUUUUAUAUUGACAAAUGAAAGAGGCAAAUGAUGGAGGGAGUACAGGGUUUCCUCUCCCGACUUGACUUAGCUGAACACGUGGAAAUGUUUAUGGCGAAAGGAUUUGAUUCAGAGGACGAUCUUCCUUACUUAAAAGAGGAAGAUCUUGACUCGAUGUACAUCACUGAUCACAAGGCCAGGCAAAAAAUACUUCAGGCCGCACCACAUUACAAGCCCAGUAGAGAAUACAUUCUGUAUGACUGGUUGCGAGGGAAGGGGUUGGACCACUAUUUCGUCAGUUUCAUACAAAGUGAACUUAUUGACCUCGUAGAUAUUGCCAGACUGAACCUCCCGGAUGAGCAACUCUACGAUGAACUGGAGAUAACUCUUCCAGGACAUAAACGGCGGCUUGAAAGAGCAGUUCGAAGCUUGGCAAAGAAACAUAAAACAUCUUUACCAUCAUUCAUUAGAUACAAACCGGAUGUCAGUAGGUCAGACUCUGAGCAAAGUGCGCCAAUUACGUCAUUAGAAAACGAACUUCCGGUUGCUUAUGGAAGAUGGGGAAAGCCCCGCUGUCUUGUUGAUGCAAAGUACGAUUUCUUAAUACUGGAUGCAACUGUGGUGUCAACAAAUGAUCCUCGAGAUAGGGUACAUAUAGAAUUCAUGGUGGAUUCCGGAAGUGACGUAGUAACUCUGAGACAGGAAGUGCUGGAUUCCAUGGACUUGGAGCUGAUUGGUCCAAUAAACAGUAAAGGAGUACAUGGUUCAAAGGUCAAAAAUCUUUACCGAGCAAACAUUCUGAUUGGGAACCAGCUGAUCGAAAUUGAGGUGAUGGGAGAGUCAUAUGAUUCCAUUGGUAGUCGCGUAAUACGUCACUUCCGACAUUAUAUAAAUGGAGCACGCCAUAUAUGGUUAAAGGGAGACUUUAUAGAUCCAACGCUACCUCAUAAAACUCACAUCCCUGAAAAGGAAAUCACUGAAAUACCUGUUCCCCCUGCAGAUAUAGAUGCGUCAGUUUCACCAGUCCAGGAAACGAUGCAAGUAGAGGAAGUGGGAGGUCCUGCGUUAGAGAAUUCAUCAGAAACAGAGAGAGGUCACGACGAGGGCAUAGAAAACGUUAGUACCAAAGAACAACAAUUUGAUAAAGGUGAACAGGUACAAAAAGACUUUAUUAAAGUUGACAUUGUUAAAGAAGCAAGUGAAUGUAAAGGAACUACGCCUACCAUAGAUGCUGAUAAGAAAAUUGAGUUUGAAUUUGCUAAAGUGGAAGGGGAAGUUGAUGAGCAAGCUAGAACAGAAACUAGAGAUGUUAAUGAAGACAAUGUAGAUGAGACGGAUAAAAUCCUGUGUCGCGAAAACGAAAUUAUUGACAUUCGUCCAAUCAUAGCAGCGAAUAGAAAACGUCACGCGAGUAAUACCGGAGGAGUGGAACCGGAAGAAGGAAUAGCUAAAAUUAAUGGCGGACGGUUGUUGAAAAAGAAGAAAACGGCUCUGAAAAAUGAUUCUAAUGUUAUAGAGACGAUAUCUGAUCAUAUGAACGGAACUUGCCAUAUAGACAAACUAGGAAUUGAAACGUUUAGUACAGUGCUUAAUCAAAGAUCGGUAUAUUAUAGAUCUCAGGUAAAAAUGGAGGGAGAUGGGCCUAGUUGAUACAUGAAGUCAGAGUUUUAUAUUUGGACCAAAUCUAUCUCCAUGAUCAAGUGCUAUCUUAUACGUAUUAACUUAAACUUACUUUAAUUCUUUAAUUUUAUGUUCCAUGAUAAAGGGUAAAUAGUAAUCAAAAUAUUGUGUACAAUUUGAAUUUGUCUCCCGGCGUAGGUUCGAGCCGCGCAAACGUCUUCGAAUUCUUUUAUGUGAGGCAGUUAUCCAACUGGCUUACGGAACGUCAGUGGUUCUACUCGGGUGCCGGUUUAUGACUGAAAUAACGAAGAGUGGCACUCGAGGUCUGCCUCCAACAGUAAAGCUGGAAAGUCGCCAUAUGACCAAAACUGUGUUGGUGCGACAUAAAACCUUAUUGGAAAAUUGUCUGUUUCAGGUAUAUAUAUUUCUGCAACUUGUUACAAGAUUACAAUAGACCUAGACAUUUCGUGAGAGUGUUCAUUUUUACAGGAGUUAUGGCCUUUUCAUAUACUAUAUUUUAAAAACUUGUAUGUUGUGGAUGUAUUAUUAUUCAUAUGUCAAUACCUCCUUCCUACCCUUUGUGAAUUAUUCUUGUGAAUUUGUGUAUGAACUUGGAAUCCUUUGAAUUUAGAUCUUUCUUUAGUAAAAGCCCUGUAUGUUGUAAUAAAGGAUUUAACAACACUUAAUUGAAUUUGUAUAUAAAUGCAUAUAAUUAUUCUUUUAAAACAAUUUUAAAACAUCCAAUAAUAUGUUAAAUAAGUACUGCAAAUGAUUAUAUGCAUAAUAUGUAAUUAUUAAAAUGUAUGCAUUCAUUUCUUAUUGAAAAAUUUGGCUUUGAUUUUAUAGAAAAUAUUUUUUCUAAUUACCUCCCUUUAUUUACAUGAAAUGUUAAUUCGGUAAUAUCUUUACAAAUAAUGCUUUUUGGAACUUACGAUAUUGAUAUCUUCAUUUGAGCAUUGUAUUUAUGAUUUUAAACCAUGAAAAGAAUGAGUUACAGGAUCUUAAAGGAAUUAAGCAGACGACAAUUUAGAUACUAGUCAGACUGUACAGAACUUCAGGUGAGCUGGACUAUAUUGAU